CUGUUUUGGAAUAAUUAAUUCAUAAAAAUAUUAUUCCCAUGGACACAAAAGCUAAAACUGAAGAGACCAAGAAAGACAAAAAGGAAAAGAAAGCCGAAGCCACCGCCAAGGCAGGCACUAAGAAAGUUGAAGUAGAAGAGUCUAAGACCUUGCCUAAGGAUACUAAGAAGGCAGACAAGAAGAAGGCUGAGAAAGCUCCAGCUAAAGUUGUGAAGGAGGACAAGGCUGAUCCAGAAGUUUCAAAGAAAACCAAGAAAGAGAAAAAGUCAAGAGGAGCUGGUGCUGCAAAGAAAACAACAUCUAAAAAGACCCCAGGUGUUAAGAAGACUGCAGCCAAAACUGUAGCUGCCAAAUAAUCUUUUCCUGUACAAGCAAGGGAUCCAAACUAUAAUAGAUUAAAUAAAUUAUCUUAUUCCCAAAAAAACUAUAAUGUAUCAU
Moneuplotes crassus is the source of this 438-nucleotide messenger RNA. NCBI's taxonomy places the organism in Eukaryota, Ciliophora, Spirotrichea, Euplotida, Euplotidae. The record is from the annotation of a GenBank genome assembly.